Macadamia integrifolia is the source of this 1893-nucleotide messenger RNA. Its product is annotated as UPF0481 protein At3g47200-like. NCBI's taxonomy places the organism in Eukaryota, Viridiplantae, Streptophyta, Magnoliopsida, Proteales, Proteaceae. The record is from RefSeq and is a predicted model, not a curated record. The transcript has 2 exons. The coding region runs from base 180 to 1610 and encodes 476 amino acids.
UUUCUUUAUAAAUUUCUUAAUUGAUUUUUGAUCUAGCUUCAUUUUAGCAUUUGGAUACUAAUUAAGUGAUCUUUGUGUAAUGGUUUUGAAUUUUUUCAUUCUUUUGAUUUCGUUUAAGAUUUUUUUUUCCUCUUCCAAUUUUUCUUCCAGUCGAAGCAAUUCUGAGCUUGCUGAACUCAAUGACCAAUGCUAUAAAGAAAAAAGGAUAUGAUGAUUGCCAACUGAACAGAGAUGAAAUCAAGUUACUGAUCUUGCCCAUGGAGGAAAAAGUACAAGAAGAGAACUGCGAUGAAAUGAAGAUAUUGGUGGAGUCCAUGGUGGAAAAACUAGAAGAGGUCAGUUCCUUGCAAUCCAAUUAUGAUAUAUACCGAGUUCCCAUGCAGCUUCAAAGGGUAAACCCAGAUACCUACACACCUCUGUCAGUCUCAAUUGGCCCUUUGCACUAUAACAAGGAACACCUAAGGACCAUGGAGACACAUAAGUUGCGCUAUUUAAAGCGCUUUCUAAACCCACCCUUUCAGAAAACAUUAGAUGAUUAUGUGGAAGCUAUGAAUAAUUUGGAAGAAAGAGCUCGCAAAUGUUAUUCAGAAACCAUGGGCAUGGUAAAAAAUGAGUUUGUGAAGAUGAUGGUGAUGGAUGGAUGUUUUAUACUUGGGUUCCUCGAUAACAUUGAAUCAGGAGCGAAUGAUCAUUUCAUAUCAAAUGUUUCAUGGUAUGAGGAAAUUAAGAUUGAUCUGAUUAAGCUUGAAAAUCAGCUUCCAUUCUUUGUUCUUGAACAUUUAGAUGGCCUAAUCUUUCCAAGGUUGCCCGGCCAAUACACCUUCAGUCAUCAUAUCUAUGCGAAUCUCUUGAGUUCUUUCGCAAAAGGGUUCCAUGGCCCAACCCUUGGUAGUGAAGAACAAAUAAAAUCAUUACAAUUACCUAAGGGUGAAACAAAGCAUUUUCUUCAUCUUUUACAUUGUGUUCUAGUCCCACCAGUCCCAUCAUCUCCUGUGACGAGGAGGAGGUGGAAAUGUGGUGAAAAGAUUUUGCCACUUAAGUAUUGUGCCUCGGAACUUAGGAGUGCUGGUGUCAAGUUUCAGAAGGAGGAGAUGUCGUCUGAUCACUCUCCUCCAAAAAAGACAUCUUUAUUUGACAUAACCUUCGACAUGGAGACGGGAAUAUUGACAAUCCCAACUAUCAUGAUCGACGACAGUACAGAAAUCAUCCUUAGAAAUCUUAUUUCCUUUGAGCAAGGCCAAAAAUACUGUACUAAAUAUUUCACAGCCUAUGCAUACUUCAUGAGUGGCCUCAUUGACACUCCUAGUGAUGUCAAAUUACUAGAGCAGAAGGGAAUUAUAACAAACCACCUUUGCAACACAGAAGAUAUAGUGACCUUAUUUGGAAACAUUGGCAAAUAUGUUACCCUGGAUGCUCGAUAUCCUUAUUUCUAUGGUGUUAUCAAGGAUUUGGAGGAUUAUCACAAUAAAUCAUGGAAUAAAUCAAAGGCGAGUUUGAUGCAGAAGUAUUUCAACACGCCAUGGGCAUCGAUUUCAGUAGGUGCUGCAGCGUUACUCCUCAUCUUCACCAUUAUACAGACUACUUGUUCCAUCUUACAAGUCAAACCUUGAACAAGUCCAAGAUCUGCAUCCAUGCCAUGAAUCUAUUCUCUUAUAUAUUAGAUGGUUGUUGAGAUGGUGUAAUCUCGCUUUUUAUUUAUUUAUUUUUUAAUUUAAAGAUGACCUGAAAUGUGAUAUAAUUGUGUAGCUAUCAUAAAUAAUUCCUCCCAGUGUUUGGAGGCUCAUUCAUACUCUGCUCACAUUUGACAAUAUUUACGCAUUAUGCAUGGACUGAGAAAAGCUGAGAAUUAGUCUUCCCUUCUUUACAUAGCAAUGUCAGGUCAAAGAGUUGAAA